CGGUCAGCCUCGCGAACCCUGGACUUGGCGUUCUCGAUAGACAACUUUUUUUAUCCUUGCUUUGAGCUUCGUGCGGCCGAUUCUAUCGACAACUCUUUUGCUGGGACAUGGCGACAUUCUUGGACGACACUUGGACAACCGCAGCAUUGCAGCGUACGUUGCUUCACCACUCCCAUCACGGCUUGUCUCGCACCCAGGCGCGCAUUCCUCUGUCUUGCAUCAAUAGGAAUGCGAAUGUCGGGGACGGAGUCGUUGUGGGUUUCGGUACAGAACAUCGUUUCGCUCGGUCCACGGUUGGUUCAUUCCGUACUCGCUUGGGUAGACCGGUCGACCCUCUUUUCUAUGUUCCAUAUGUACAUAUUCGCCCGUUGUCUCCGACAGUUUUCGUUCUACCGUUGAGCGGCUUUCUGAUCGAGUUGGCUCCUUCCCACGUCGUGGCAAAACGGUUUCCUGCUAGGAAGUUUUGCACGUGGCAUCAGGGCUUGCGACAAAAAUGGCUCCGCCGGCCUUUGCUCAUCGGCCUCGCGGGGAAGGAAAUCCCCCGCCGUCGGAACGGCUUAUUUUGUGGGGCUUCACUGGGAAAGAUUUUUCGUCUUUUUUCCCCCCCUUUUCAUUUUCUUCUGCAACGCAUCGCGAUAUGGGCAAAACAAAAACAAUGGCAGGGGAGGUUGGUUUCCUGCGGGUCUCAAAAGAUUUUUUUGCUUUUUUUAUUCUCUUAUCCGUCGCCACAUACCCCAGAAGCAGCAGCCAAAGGUUUCCCGAGUUGGUGGAUUGACAGCACUUGGGACAUGGGUUGCCCAAGGACUGUCUAUGGGCGUUGGCGCCUCUUUGUCUAUUUUCCCCUUCCUUCGCGAGGGAAAGUUUUAGAUUUCUUUUUCCCCUCUCUUCUCGUGGCACAAAGGCUCGGUAGAUCAUGUGGGAGGUGAAAACUGUGUUUGAGUUCCUUUGGACUCUUCAGAGAGGGGUGAUAAUGGAAUGACGUUCCAUGUUAUUGGGCACCUUGUUUGAGCGUGAGAGCUUGGUCUGAUCUCAGAAAUGACAUGUUGGACGUCAUG
This is a messenger RNA of Sodiomyces alkalinus F11, 1055 nucleotides long. RefSeq lists its product as hypothetical. The transcript has 2 exons. Bases 108 to 926 code for a protein of 272 amino acids. NCBI's taxonomy places the organism in Eukaryota, Fungi, Ascomycota, Sordariomycetes, Glomerellales, Plectosphaerellaceae. The record is from RefSeq and is a predicted model, not a curated record.